Molecule: messenger RNA, 459 nt
Organism: Lepisosteus oculatus (spotted gar)
Lineage: Eukaryota; Metazoa; Chordata; Actinopteri; Semionotiformes; Lepisosteidae
Source: RefSeq, a predicted model, not a curated record
AUCUGCACGGUGAAGGGCAUCCAGAUGACCACGCGCAAGGCGCUCUGCAACGUCAAGGGCCUGUCGGAGGCCAAGGUGGACAAGAUCAAGGAGGCUGCUGGGAAGAUGCUGGAGAAGGGUUUCGUGACGGCCUACCAGUACAGUGAGAAGAGGAAGCAGGUGUUCCACAUCAGCACCGGCAGCGCGGAGUUCGAGUUAAGAGCGGAGCGGGGUCACCCCUCGCGCCCCCACACUCUCACAGGCAUCCCCUUGCUCCCCGCUUUCCAGCCUCUGCGGUCGUUUCGGUUUUUCAUCAGCAGCAGGGAGUGAGAGGUCUUCCCAUUGUAGUUGUAUUUAAUUCAAGCACAGAACAGGGGAGAAGAGGUGUACAUGCUGUACAGAUCCUAUGCCAGAUCGCUUUUUCCAUUUUAAUGUGUAAUUAUUUCAAACUGCGCCCCCUACCCUGCACUUACCCUGCCU